Molecule: messenger RNA, 561 nt
Organism: Kickxella alabastrina
Lineage: Eukaryota; Fungi; Kickxellomycota; Kickxellomycetes; Kickxellales; Kickxellaceae
Exons: 1
Coding region: 1-561 (186 amino acids)
Molecular function (GO): tRNA binding
Source: RefSeq, a predicted model, not a curated record
AUGGGCAGCAAGCUCGAAAGUGCGGUCGAAGCGGAUCCAUUCCCAAAGAUCGACUUGCGCAUAGGUAUCAUUGAGACAGUGUCGCGACACCCAGCGGCGGACUCACUUUUUGUGCUCUCAGUGGACGUGGGCGAGAAGUCAGACGCAGAAGCAGCGCCUCGCACGAUCGUCAGCGGGCUGGUGGGCUACUACUCAGAGGAGCAGCUGCAGGGCAAGAAGAUUGUUGUUUUGGCCAACAUGAAGACCCGCAAGCUGCGAGGCGUCCUGUCGCAGGGGAUGAUCCUUGCCGCAGCCAACACCAAGGCGGAUGCAACACAGGUGGAGGUUCUGGAGGCCGGCGCAGCGGCACAACCCGGAGAUAUUGUCGGACUACUGGGUGGAGAUGACGAGGCUGUAGUCUUGGUCAAGGCAAAGGCGGUGGUCAAGCGGCAGCACGUUAUUGAAGCAUUCCUCGAGGGCCUGUCGCUUGAUGACCGCGUGGCAAAGUACCGUGGCCGAGAACUGGUGGUUUCUGGGGGCGCUGUUACAACGCGGAGUCUGCUCAGCGGCGUGGUGGGAUAG